Messenger RNA from Protopolystoma xenopodis, 637 nucleotides. The record is from the annotation of a GenBank genome assembly. Lineage: Eukaryota; Metazoa; Platyhelminthes; Monogenea; Polystomatidea; Polystomatidae.
CACAGAUUUUGUCUACGGCCUUUUUUCUCGCGUUUCUGCCGUCUCUUCGGAUGAUAGUGAGACUGGCUCCGAUCAGAUUUCUUCUCGCUCCUCUUUCACGCUGCCUUCAGUUUCGACCAUAACUUCUCCCUCAUUCUCUGUCUCACCAGCUCAGGCAUCUGACUCUCUUGAACAGUUUACGCCCUCUUCGGAUUCCCAGGAGGUCAAAGGGCGUUUAAUCUGCACAAACAACGAACAAAGUGGUGCCUUGAAAGACUCAACUCUUUAUUCACCUUUUAUAGACUUUGCCUUUGCUUUAACUUCAAGCCCUUCAGAUGCGCCAUCUCCGCACUCCCUCUCUGCAGAGCCUCAGCAGCACGCCUCCUUCGGAAAGCCGAAUAAUCUCAUAGAAAGAAAGCCUAAGAAUACUGGCAGAAAACUGGUCUUUGGAACUCCUGGCCGCUUUUUGACUGAUCAGCCAGAGCUUGAGCAUCGGUUGGACUUUCAGCUGCGUGAAAGUCGUUAUGAAAACUUCUAUGUUUCCCUGCUCACUUCGCACACCUCAUAUUGGUCAAAUACAGAUGUAGCGAUGUUCAUUAUGACUAAUGUAUUCAGCCAAUAUGGACCUGUCGGAGUUCCUGCUACUAAUAAACCAUAG